Molecule: messenger RNA, 927 nt
Organism: Cynocephalus volans (Philippine flying lemur)
Lineage: Eukaryota; Metazoa; Chordata; Mammalia; Dermoptera; Cynocephalidae
Gene: RSPH9
Product: radial spoke head component 9
Exons: 5
Coding region: 1-831 (276 amino acids)
Biological process (GO): cilium movement involved in cell motility; motile cilium assembly; axoneme assembly
Cellular component (GO): axoneme
Source: RefSeq, a predicted model, not a curated record
AUGGAUGCGGAGAGCCUCCUGCUGUCUCUGGAGCUGGCGUCCGGCAGUGGGCAGGGCCUCAGUCCGGACCGUCGGGCCUCGCUGCUCACUUCACUUACGCUGGUUAAGCGCGACUACCGCUACGAUCGGGUCCUUUUCUGGGGCCGUAUCCUCGGCCUCGUCGCCGAUUACUACAUCGCGCAGGGCCUGAGUGCAGACCAGCUCGCCCCGCGCAAGACGCUCUACAGCCUGAACUGCACAGAGUGGAGCCUCUUGCCUCCUGCCACAGAGGAGAUGGUGGUGCAGACGUCUGUGGUGAAGGGCCGCUUCACGGGGGACCCCUCCCAUGAAUAUGAACACACCGAGCUGCAGAAGGUGAACGAUGGUGAAAAGGUCUUUGAAGAAGAAGUAGUGGUCCAGAUCAAGGAAGAGACCCGCUUGGUGUCCAUCAUUGACCAGAUUGACAAAGCUGUGGCCAUCAUCCCCCGAGGUGCCCUCUUCAAGACCCCUUUUGGACCCAUUCAUGUCAAUCGGACCUUUGAAGGACUGUCCUUGUCUGAGUCUAAGAAGCUCAGUUCCUACUUCCACUUCAGGGAGCCUAUUGAGCUGAAGAAUAAGACCUUGCUUGAGAAGGCUGACCUGGACCCCUCCUUGGAUUUCAUGGACUCCCUGGAAUAUGACAUCCCCAAAGGGUCCUGGAGCAUCCAGAUGGAGCGGGGCAAUGCCUUGGUAGUGCUACGCAGCCUGCUCUGGCCAGGCCUCACCUUCUACCACGCUCCCCAUACCAAGAACUAUGGCUACAUCUACGUAGGUACUGGUGAGAAGAACAUAGACUUGCCCUUUAUGCUGUAGGAUGGGGGCCAGCCUAGAUGUUUUUUAUGUACAGUUGAUACAUUUUCAUAAAUUUCAGUGAAUCUGCCUUGUUUGUUUUGUCCUGCUUCCCUUCAU